Molecule: messenger RNA, 2019 nt
Organism: Aphanomyces astaci
Lineage: Eukaryota; Oomycota; Saprolegniomycetes; Saprolegniales; Verrucalvaceae
Exons: 4
Coding region: 13-1134 (373 amino acids)
Biological process (GO): positive regulation of translation; nuclear-transcribed mRNA catabolic process, nonsense-mediated decay
Cellular component (GO): cytoplasm; nucleolus
Molecular function (GO): mRNA binding
Source: RefSeq, a predicted model, not a curated record
AUUUUUGCCCCGAUGAUGCGGUGGAAGAAGCUCGUAGUUCGUGACCUGCCGCACGACGCCAGUUGCGAGGAAGCGCUGAGUGCAUGUGGGUUCCCCAUCACGUACACGGACUCUGUCUUGCGCACACCGAUAUUUCCGUCGACGUUCUUCCGAUGGGAAGGCGGAAAACCGGCCAAGAAUGGUCGCGCUAGUGUGCCGUCGCGCCUGACGUUGCAAUUCCGGAAAGACCCUGAUCAGCUCGAGGACACGCUCCGUGUGUUGCAUGGCAAGGAAGUGACGUUGGCGAAUGGAUCGUCCAUCGUGCUCUCUGUGCACGUCGCGCCGAACCAGCGGCUCCCGCGGGAGAAACCUCGGCGCCGUGACAACAAGUCCAACACGAUCGCCAAGGACCCAGACUAUCUGGCGUUUCUGGACGACUUGAACGACCCCGACAAGAAGCAGCAGCAAUCCGUCGUCACCGCGAAUGAUGUGAACGAAGGCGGCGACGACAAGGUCAAGGACAAACCCGUGUCGGCCCUCGUCAAGUUCCUCAACGACCGCCGCGUCGAGCGCCGCGAUAAAGGCGGCAAGUAUGGCCAACGCGGCACGUCCACCGGUUUCCCCGCCGAAACCACCAGCAGCAGCACCCGCGGCGGCAAGAAGAAGCACGCCGACGGAAAGAAAUCUGCCAAGGACAAGCGCAAAGAGGACAGUCGACCCCCGAAAGAAUCUCGAGGCGGCGGCGGCGGUGCCAAGAAAGGAAAAGACAAAAAGCAGCCACGCAACAACACGUCGAACGGCCUUUUCACUGCUCCGGACGGCGGCGGUGCGACGGCGAACCUCCCGCCUUCGACGAUGGACACGAUGCAACCUGGCAUGCUGCGGAUCAUGCCAAAAGGAGGAACACUUCCAACGGAUCAGCAGCUGCCGCUAGAAGGAGGAGGACGUGGUCGUCCCCGGGGAGGCGGCAACCGGAGUCGGGGCGGCAAGAAAGCCGCCGGGCGGUCGGACGGAGGUGACCCGCCGGGCGGAGGACGAGGCCAACGCCAUCCAACCAACCCGCCAUCUUCGUCGUCCACGUCGGUAAGAACGCCCGCCAAAUACAAGUGGAUUUGGGAUAUAUUAUGCCAAAUAUUGAACUUUUGUGCGGAUUAGUUGCCAAAUCCAUCGAUCGAUUGUUUGUUACUAUUGAAUAUUGUAUGGAACAAAAUGUGCAGCAGUGAUGCCAAUUACACUAAUUGAAGGCAUACACUAUUUUGUUGUGGAUUGAUCGAUUGUUUGUACUGAAUUUUGUACAGAACAACAUGUCCAGCAGUGAUGCCCAUUACACACUAAUUGAAGGCAUACACUAUUUUGUUGUGGGUUGGUGCAACUGAUGAUAUCCUGCAUUCCGAUUCUUGUGCACAUUGAUUUGUGUCAAUACUAUUGAGACCAUUUACCAAAUAUUUGGACUACUUUUAUGCUGAAUUAUCGCCAAAUCUAUCAAUAUAUCGAUUCGUUCGUUGUACUGAAAUUUGUAUGCAAAAAGGUGUAUUAGCACUAAUUCGUUGUUGAUUGGUGGAACUGAUGAUUUCGUGCAAUCUGAUUGGCUAUCUGGAAAUGCUGUUUCUGCCACAUUGGGUUGGGUCAAUGAUAUGCUCCAGGUUUGAAGAAACACAAAACAUUAUAUAUAUAUAUAUUGACUGUAGGGUAAAAAGCAAAAGGUAUUUGUGCCGAAAGGCGCCGUGCAGCCGCCUCUCCCAACGGUAUCGCAGAAUAACGUUCCUUGUACGUUGUGAUACAGUAUAUAUAUAUAUCCUCUUGUAGGGCUAAAUUGGAUAUUGAUCUCGUGGAAACACCAGAAUGACAUGAAUGCGGGCGGACGGAACGUGUACAUACUUGUGCUCAAUCUGACCAAAUGGGAGGAUAGAUGCCCACAAGAGGGACGAUAUACAGUGAGGAUGUUAGGAUGUCUCUUGAUGGCCAAAAUGGCAGUCGUUGGUUACGUCCAUAGUAUACUAUAAGCGAUUAACAAGGGCAUAUAUUCUCACAGGAAUAUAC